UCGAGCGCAACAUGGCGGCCUCCAUUAGGACACUUGCCCUUAGAACUUUCUGUGAUUCUACGCGAAAUAUUCAGCAUGUUUCAAGGAGUCGAGUCAAACAUUCAUGUUGUCCCGCUUGGGUCACAGUAUGUCGCGGCUACAGCGAUGGAACAGAAGGGAAAAGCACGCACUUUGGUUUCGAAACUGUGCCCGAGGAGGAGAAAGCAGAGAGAGUCUAUAAGGUGUUUGAAAGUGUGGCGGGAAAGUAUGAUGUAAUGAAUGAUGCCAUGAGUUUAGGAAUACACCGCCUCUGGAAAGACUCGCUGUUGCACGUCAUGAACCCUCAACCUGGACUGCGUCUACUGGACACAGCUGGUGGCACUGGUGACAUCUCUUUCCGCUUCCUGGAAUACACAAGAUCAAUGCAUGAACGGCAACAGCGUCAGAAAGCACGGUCCAGUCAAACGCCAUCGUGGAGAGACCUCGCUGAUCACUAUGCAACAAACCAGACAGGUCUUCCACCUUCCCGGGCGGUCGUGUGCGACAUCAACAAAGAAAUGCUUAAAGUUGGUAAACAGAGGGCAGAGAAAGCAGGAAUCAGCACAGGUCUUUCGUGGGUCGUGGGUGACGCAGAAGAACUCCCGUUCGAUGAUGACCAGUUUGACAUAUACACUAUUGCAUUUGGCAUCAGAAACGUCACUCACAUAGAGCAAGUGUUGCAGGAAGCUGUGCGCGUCCUUAAACCAGGCGGACGGUUCUUGUGUCUUGAAUUCAGCAAAGUGUCUAACCCUGUGCUUGCCAGGCUGUAUGAUGCAUAUAGUUUUCAGAUGAUCCCUGUGUUGGGGGAAGUGAUCGCAGGAGACUGGAAAUCAUAUCAGUAUCUGGUGGAAAGCAUCCGGAAAUUUCCAGACCAGGAAACAUUCAAGGAAAUGAUCGAGGAUGCUGGCUUCUUUUGUGUCCAGUACUUCAACUUGACAGGAGGAAUUGUUUCUAUUCAUUCAGGGUUCAAGCUCUGAGUGUCACGUCAGCACAGUUGCCUUUAAAUAAACUCUGACAAGAGACUAAUGUUUUUCUACAUUUCAAAACAGAGCAUCUGAUGAAACUGUGUGGGACAGUGUACAAUCCGGUUUCAUGUGUUUGUUCUGUGCCUGUAUGGAGUGAUGUGAAAAAGAAAACCAUCGACUUGUUCCUUAAAGUGUUGUGGGUUUGAUUAAGGACGUGUUGCGCAAUAACAGCUUAAUUUGUUGGACAGCAGAAGAAGGUGGAGGGUGUGUUUGAUUCGUGGUACUGAAGCAGCACACAUUGAUUUAAUAUGCUGUAAUGGGAUUGACAAAUUCAGCCUGUUUCAUGCUGAUAAUGAAAAGUGAAUCUACACUGACCCGUCGGUUCCCAAUUUAUCCCAAAGAAGUCUUUGGAUUUCCUACACUGUUAUAUCCUCAUAUUGUAUGUUUUCAUGUAGACAUACUGUGGACUUUUGUAAUAAACCAGCAUGGAAGUGUUUACCAAAAUGUUAACAAUGGCGUAUACUUCUGAACAAUAAACAUCUUUCCAUGUACCGUUCUC
Molecule: messenger RNA, 1542 nt
Organism: Triplophysa rosa
Lineage: Eukaryota; Metazoa; Chordata; Actinopteri; Cypriniformes; Nemacheilidae
Gene: coq5
Product: coenzyme Q5, methyltransferase
Exons: 7
Coding region: 12-995 (327 amino acids)
Biological process (GO): ubiquinone biosynthetic process
Molecular function (GO): methyltransferase activity
Source: RefSeq, a predicted model, not a curated record